AGGCACGGGCUCACAGUGUGCAAUUGCUUGGCUUAAUGAAGGUUUAGCGAAUUCGAAGAAGCAGCCGUAGCCAUGUGUCGGAUGUGUGCUUUGAUAUCUGAUGAAUCCGUGCUGUUGGCCGAUAUCUUAUUGAGGCCUCGUAUGUCACUCGUGCAUCAAAGUUAUGCAGCGCGAGAACGCCGUGCAUUGCCUCAAGGAGUCUCCCCCAGUAUGGCGUAUCAACAGCCAUGCUUGAAUGCAGAUGGUUUUGGAGUUGGCUGGUACGCUCAGCAAGCUCCGCUGCCCUGUGUUUUCACUUCGUUGAAACCAGCAUGGAACGACCCCAACCUCCGCAAUUUGUCGGAGGAGGUUCGAUCUCCUCUAAUUUUUGCCCACAUCAGGGCAGCAGGCCCGUUCUCCUCCGUGAACGAGGCCGCUUGCCAUCCAUUCAAGGCAGGCCGUUUUUUGUUUGCACACAAUGGUCUCGUGGGGAACUUCGCCCAUAUCAGAAGACCACUGCUAGCAAGCCUGAACGAGUAUGCUUUCGGCAUCACACUGGAGCAUGCUUGCAUUGACUCCGUUGUUGCCUUUGGGAUCUUUUUGACGGAGCUUGGCGUGACCAGCGAUGAAGAUGCUAUGGAUGAGCGUACGGCGGAUUCCUUGUGCACCGCGCUCUCCAGGACGGUGCUCAGACUGACGCAAGCCGCUGCAGAGCACGGGCCGGAGGAGUCUUUGCUGAAUCUGAUGGUCACAGAUGGCCAGCGCAUCGUUGCGUGCCGCUAUGGCACAGCCCCUGCAACAGAUUCUGGUGAUCCUCAAGACGGCGACUUAGCUCUGGGCGCAACUCUCUAUCUCAGUGUCGGCUCUCGGUGGCUGGCCUCUGCCGACGACCCUCAGGCCUUCCGGAUGAAGAAGGGGGCCGACAUCAAGUGUUGCACUGCUAUUUUGUCAAGCGAGCCCCUCACUCCAAUUCGGGAAGAAUGGCUGCCCAUUGCUCCAAAUAGCAUCGUGCUAUGUGGCCGUACUGGUGGGCAUAGCCAAGCAAUCGAUACGCUAAUGUUUCCACUGAAGUGUGGGCCAGUUGUUGGCCUCAGUGCUCUCACAGGCGUGGAGUCUGCGCCCAGAGCUGCCAAGGCAAGCGUUGCAGAGUCUCAGGAGGUCACAUCGAAUGAGAUCGAGCCGCCGCCUGUCCACCAGGACGUGUGGAUGUCCAUCACCGCUGCCUCGGAGUCUGGAGAUGUAAACUGCCUGGUGACGCUGUCAGAAAAUGUUUUUGCGGCUGGCUCCAUGGACGGCUCCCUGCGGUUCUUCCAUGCAGAGCAAGGUCAGGCACUGGCAGUGCGGCGUCAUAGCCAAGCCAGUGGUCCAGUCUUGGCGCUGCUCUUCCUACCGCGGACCGGGGACAUGCUCCACAGCCCCGCUUCGGGGAAAAUGUCGCCUCGUGGAGAUGAAUCCCCAGACAGCAUCGCCAGCCCUGCUGAGAGCACCCCACGCUCGCAAACGGGGCAUCUCCAACCUAUCGGUCGGGCACGAACAGAUGAAUUGCCAAGCCGUUUGUCUGAACGACUCUCGAAGCCCUUGUUUCUGCCGAAGGCCGAUUUGCGCUCCCCUUGUGGAAUGGAUUUGUUGCUGUCCACUUCAACAAACGAGCUGCGGAUAUGGGAUGUCUCCGCAUUGCUGCAGGACCUUUCAGAUGACGAAGUCAGCGUGCCAUGCUUGCUGUGCUUCCACUUUGCCCCAAACCAGGGGCAUUUGCUGAGCAUCGCCGGCAACUUGGAAAACGUGCUGCUUGGCUUCCAGAGCAGCAACGUGUUCUGCCUGCAUCUGAUGAAUGGCUGGGCGAGGUUGCUGCAGGCAAAGACUCGCACUCGCACAACCAGGCAUUACACCUUCAACGUGGAACUGUCCAAACGAAGCUCGGCAAUGUCAGCUGCUGCCGCCAAAUUCAGUCAUCAUACUCUGUUGGAGCCUUUGCAGACCUGUGCGAACGGGCACAUGGGAUUUGUGCAUUGCAUUGCUUGCGAGCCCGUCUCUGGCGUGAUUGCUUCGGGUGGUGGCGAUGGGCGAAUCAUCUUCUGGUCGCAGCGUCAGGCGGUUUGCGUCUUCAAUCAUGGUGGUCCUGUACUGGCGGUAGCAGCCUGCGCAGACUCCAGGGCUUUCUUUUCCGGCGACGCCUAUGGCCGCAUCCGGGUUUGGGAUGCUGCGUCCGUUCAGCAUGGGAGCAAGGCCGUGCUGUGCUCAGGAGGUGUGGGGUGUGCCGCCAUCUUGACGUUGGCCUUGCUGCAGAAGACCGGAGUUUGUGAGGGGCCACCGCUGGUGAUUGCAGGUGACGCGGCUGGAAUCCUGCGAGUCUGGGACAGUGAGCACUGCUCUCUUCUGAGAGAAGUGAGUACUGAAAUGACUUGCUGUGCCGCGGCCACAGCUUUGGGCAUGAGGACGGCGUCUCAGAACCACUUUUCCCUUCGAGUCGUGAGCGGCUGCAGCUCUGGUGGGGUCAAGCUCGCCUAUUUGGACCUGGUCAGCUCCGCCAAGAUUCUUCUUUCCCCCAGUCGCCGAAUCUGCGGCAUGUUCUGCCAAAGUCAAGACUGUGGGCACGAGGACGUGGUAGAAUUUCAGCGCUUGGUCUCUUUGCUUGGCGAGUUCGUUGCGCUGCAGACAGUGUCUAGUGACAGCAGGAAUGACGGAGAGAUGCGAAAGGCGUCAUCCUGGCUGGCUACAAAGUUCGAAGAACUGCUCGGGGCCACUGUCCGAAUUUCACCUGGCGGUGUGGUCGCGCGAUGCGGCUGGGACUCCAACAAGCCUCUGGUGAUCAUGUACUCGCAUUAUGAUGUGGUGGCUGCAGGGAAGUGCUGGAAUACGGAUCCAUGGAAAAUGGUUGCGAAGGAUGGCUACUUCUAUGGCAGAGGAGUCAGCGACAACAAAGGCCCAAUGCUGGCCCAGAUUUUUGCUGUGCGCCGGCUUCUACAGGGGGAGGCAGACUUUUGCCUGUCUGGCUUUGACACAGAGACUUUCCAGGAGAACCACUGCCCUGUGAACGUGCUGUUCAUAGUGGAUGCUGCAGAAGAAAGUGGCGACCCGACGCAGACCAUCCGAAUGGUCCAAGACGCACGCAAUGAUGGCUGGCUUCGGGGCGACACCAUUGGCCUGAUUAUCAACAAUUCUCAGUGGAUUGAUGAUGAGCGGCCGUGCUUAUGUUAUGGUAUGCGCGGCGUGGUGGACUUUGAAGUUGCUGUGCAGGGAGGCGAAAGGGACCUGCACAGCGGCGUCAAUGGCGGGCUGGUUCCAGAGCCCAUCUUCGACUUGGUUGCGCUGCUUGGCUCGCUAGUGGAUGCCUCUGGGGUGCCCACUGUGGCUGGGCUUUGUGACGGUGUGCCUCAAGUGGAGGACAAAGACAUGCAGAACCUCACGGCAGCCUCGCAGCAGAUGUCGGUCGGCAAGAUCAGCAAAAGACUGGGGCUGCAAUCUGACAGCGCUGGGCCGGCAUGGCUGCACAGCCUGCAGAAUCCAGGACUGGAGGCGCUGAAGCGGACCUGGCUGCAGCCGUGCCUUUCCAUCACGGAAGUGGGCAGAGGUCCCAGGCAUCAGCACGGGCGGCACAUCGCGAACCGAGCUUCAUGCGUGGUUUCUGUACGAACCCCAGGACAGAAGUCUGCCGACGUGGUCAGUUGCAUGAAGCUGCACUUGAAGCACGAGCACCCUGGCAAGCAACCUGGGUGCGCAGGCAAACCGGCAACGCCUCAGGUUCGCAAAGCGGCGGACUUGCAACAAGCUCGAAAUCAACACCUUGGCAGUAUCGGAAGCCUGGCAGACUCAUCCAACGUCCAAGGUGUUCUGCGCAGCUCGCGCUGCGGUUGCAGAAGCCUGGAAGAUGGAGGAGUCGGAUGUACUGGCAGUACGCGAAGGUGGAACCAUUGCAAUCCUUCCACUUCUGGAGGCAGAGCUGGGAUGUGAUGCGGUUCAGAUGGCGUUCAGUCAGGCAUCCGAUGCCGUUCAUCUUCCAAACGAGCGCAUGUCGCGCGCAGUGCUGGCACGAGCAGUGGAUGCCAUUGCAGGGACUCUGACACGGCUGGCCGCAGGUUAGAGAAGAAGGCUGAAAUAUCAAGGAUGUGUUUUUGUGUUUUCUUUCAGCGGCCAUCUCGCCGAAGUCGGUCAUAGGCUUGUACAUACGCCAGGUGCCGAUCAUGUUGGUGCCUUGAGGUGCUGCAUGACCAUUCUUUACACGGCGGGAGAGGAUGACAUCGUGGCUGUUUCUGCCAACCCUCCCAUCCUCAUAGUGCGUAGGCCGCCUACUUUUAGGGUGCAAGGUCUACAGGACCAGUCCCCGCGCUUGCGGCCAGGAAGC
Molecule: messenger RNA, 4321 nt
Organism: Effrenium voratum
Lineage: Eukaryota; Dinophyceae; Suessiales; Symbiodiniaceae
Source: the annotation of a GenBank genome assembly